Molecule: messenger RNA, 474 nt
Organism: Nicotiana tabacum (common tobacco)
Lineage: Eukaryota; Viridiplantae; Streptophyta; Magnoliopsida; Solanales; Solanaceae
Source: RefSeq, a predicted model, not a curated record
AUGGUCAUUAGAGGGGUCGAUGUCCCUCAAGGGUCUGUGAUAAAGCGCAAAAAAGUAUCCAUCACGAGGGAGAAGCGCACCCGAGAUUAUAUCUUGGAGGGCGCCAUUUCGUCCAGCGACGAGGAUGCCGAGGGCAUUAUGCAGCCUCAUAAUGAUGCAUUGGUAAUAUCCGUACUUAUCAACAAAUCCCGACUCAAGCGAAUGUUGAUUGAUCCAGGCAGAUCGAUCAACAUUAUCAUAUCGAGGGUCGUAGAACAGUUGGGGCUACAAGAUCAUAUAGUGUCGGCGGUCAGGGUGUUGAACGGAUUUAAUAUGGCAUGCAAAACUACCAAAGGAGAAAUAACUUUGCUAGUAAAUAUUGCCGGGAUGAUUCAGGAUACCGAAUUCUAUAUGAUUGAAGGGGACAUGAGGUAUAACACCUUAUUCGGAAGGCCUUGGGUUCACAACAUGAGCGCAGUAUCCUCGACAUUAUAG